AUGGGAGAAGUGUUGACUCUCUCGUUUGGCCAGUAUGCCAAUAACACCACAACGCACUUGUACAACUGCCAGGAACUGCAAAUUCCUUACACCAGAAACACACCCGUGAACCACAACUUGACCACCUUUUUGAGUAAAUCAUACCUGCCGAAUAGUGGUGGUGGUAGUAGCGGUGGUAAUGCCAAUUACUAUCCGCGUGCGUUGGUGUUUGAGUUACGAGGCGGGCUAGGUGCCUUAAACAAAUACGAAUAUUCCGAAAAGACUCCUCAAUUUGACCAACCAGUGACAAAUCAACCAGCCAAUCCCGUGGCCAAAAACGAAUACCAACGGGGGUUAGACCUAAACUUGCCCACUGACUCACUACUAAACACAAACAAUACCAAAUACUGGACCGAUUUCAAUAAACUCAUCUACAAGCCCAACUCGAUCAUCACAUCACCCAAUUUCAUCCACGAAUACAAAAAACCAGGCUCACAUUUCAAUUUUACCAAUCAGAAAUACGAACUUUUCCAAACGGGUCAAUUGGAAUUUCAAACCGUGGCAAAUGAUUCGGUGGAAAGUUGCCGGUAUUGGUUGGAAAAAUGCGAUUAUUUCCAAGGUAUGCAAAUAGGCACCACCACCAAUGACGCCUGGGGUGGGUUUACCACAUCGAUGAUCCAAGCGGUACAAGAUGAAUUUUUCAACAACAACAAUAAGGAAAAUAUCUGGAUCUAUGCUACAAUGAAUCAAAAACAGCAACAACAUCCCAAGAAGAAAAACACGUUGUUGCAACUGAUUUCGGAAAUUUACUCCUUCAUUGAACUAUGCAAUCACCUGUCGGUGCUUUUCCCCAUUAAACCAGAUUACAACUCAUCGCUAUUAAAUGUAAAGUUCGACACCAGUUCAAUCUGGCAUACGUCUUUUAUCCCUGCCAUUUUCAUCAAUGCAAUCUGGGGGGUCAACAGUCAACUCGACAAUAUCGCUAGCAUGUCCUUGAUUCAAGGUUGCAUAUUGAAAGGCGAUGAAUCAAGGAAAGUUGUAAAUGAGAUCAAAAUCGUUGGUGAAAACACCGGUGGUAAUAACAGUUUUAAUGGCAUGAUGAUGGAUGUCGAUUUGAAUUCGAUCAAAGACUGGACAAGAUUGAGCCUGAGUAAUCAGCCAAAUGAUAUAAGCUUGGGAAUAAGCGGCGCCGACGAGCGGUAUUUUUCACGCAAUUACAUAUCCAUGACGAAACUCGCACUUGAAGCACAGCAAGAUGCGGACAUCUCGAGCAAUUUCGUCAAUCCCUGGAUUGACAAUAUUCUAAAUGGAGAUACCGCUCCCGGUAUAAUCGACAAGAAAAAGAGCAAUAACUUUUACACCACAUUCAAUGUUCACGCUGGCUUGAGAACAUACCUCAAACCUUAUCGCGUCAUUAUAGAAAACACUAGACAAGGUCAACUUACAAAUGUUGUAGAGGACAAGGAUGAGUUGCUUAAUGAUAUAAGCAACUUGAUGACGAGCUAUUCAUGCGGAUUCGAGUCCGAUGAUGAUGAUUUUUACGAUUAA
Messenger RNA from Lodderomyces beijingensis, 1527 nucleotides. The record is from the annotation of a GenBank genome assembly. Lineage: Eukaryota; Fungi; Ascomycota; Pichiomycetes; Serinales; Debaryomycetaceae.